This is a messenger RNA of Ilex paraguariensis (yerba mate), 1839 nucleotides long. NCBI's taxonomy places the organism in Eukaryota, Viridiplantae, Streptophyta, Magnoliopsida, Aquifoliales, Aquifoliaceae. The record is from the annotation of a GenBank genome assembly.
UCGAAAGUUAGUCCUUAAAUACAGAGUAACGGUCACUGUGGUGAUUUUCCCGCAAAAAUCACUGGCUUAAUUAUUAUGAAAUGUUCAAGUUCUUCUCUACCCACAAUGGAAAUCUCCUCCAAAUCCUCAAAUCCCAAUUCAAAAACCAAAAAUUCCAUAUGCACAUAGCACAUCUUCAUAGCCCCAACAAAACCCUAAUCACAAACGCCGCAAUUCAAUUUAUCUUGGACGAGUUCAAAGAGCCCGAAUCAUCAAUAGUUUCCGAACCAAUAACCCAAUUUGCACCCAAAAACAAUGUACAAGUGAAACCAAACGGCAUAAAAGAGACUGCUGCCGUUCAGAUUUCGCAUCCGUGGCCUGAAUGGGUUGGGUUGAUGGAAAUGUUGAUGAAAAAAGCGUAUUUUGAAGGAAUUGGAAAUCCAUUUUCGAAUGGUGAAGUGGAUGCGACGGGUUCAAAUUUUAUUCGUACUGCUUGUUUGAAUUUCGCUCGUGAACGGUUUGAUCUCAUCAGGUACUUGUCUAGAAAAGAUAUUCAGGUGGUUGCAGAAUCAGGAUGUCCAAGCAUAGAUAGGAAAGUUGUCAACUCGGGGAAGCGUUUAAGGGCACAUGUGGGCAUUAAUGAAGGAAAUGUUUGCAGCUCCUGCAUUUUGAGGGGAAACUGUGAGAGGGCAUAUGUCAAGGCCUGUAAGGAUGAAGGCGGGCGCACUGUGGAUGUCAUGCGCUUCUUAUUAACAUAUGGGCUUGAUCCCAUUACUGGUUCAGUGGAGAACAAGCCUUGCUUAAACAAAAGGGUUAAGGAAUCAGUUAGGAGGUUGCUGAAAGAAAUGGUGGAGCUUAACACGGAAAAACUUGAUGAUUUCCCCAAAGCCAUUCCCUCCAAAUCGAAUUCAUCUAUGCAAGAAAUUUCAAGUCACAAAGGACAAAGUCAAAUUAAUGUUCCAAUGAAGCAAGGCGAUUGGAUGUGCCCCAAAUGCAAUUUCCUUAAUUUUGCUAGAAAUAUCAAGUGCUUGCGCUGCAAUGGGUUAUUCCAAGAAAGACUAAGAAAACUAAGUGAAGAUCAGGAUCAUCUUCCAUUAAAGAAGGGAGACUGGAUAUGUGACAAAUGCAAUUUUUUGAAUUUUGCAAAGAAUUCAAGAUGUUUGCAGUGUCAAGAGAAGCCACCAAAGUGGCAACUAAAUCCCGGGGAGUGGGAAUGUGACUCGUGUAACUACAUCAAUUUCAGAAAAAACAUGGUAUGCUUGAAAUGUGAUCAUAGACGGCCAAAAGCAUUAAAACCUACCGAAAAUUCUGCUCAACUACUACAUGAUGCUGGUGAUAAUCAUCAUCCUCAGCCUUACUUUGUACGAGAGAGGCGUAGUGAAGAGGAAGGGGGUGGCAGGUGGAAAUUCGUGGAGGAUGAAGCUGAAGACACAGGUUGCUCUAAAUCAUUGAAUGAGGUACCAGGGUUUGUUGAUUUUCCCAUUGCAGGAGGUAAGAGCAAAUUGUCUCAAAAUGUGCAAAAGCAAGAAAGAUGGAAGACGGAAAUGGCAGAAAGGAGUAGAAGCAGUGGUAAGGCAAGGGAAAAUGUUGAUGAAUUUAAGUCUGCCUUCAUGCAGAAAAGUUGCAAGUUUCUGGAGUCCACUGAUGAUGAAGAAAUGGCUGAGUGGUUUGGGCAUGCAAAGGACCCAUUAUAGAAAGCAUUGUAUUUGAACCAUAAAUUUCCAAACAAUGAUUCAACAGUAAUAGAGCAGCAACCUAGUAGUUGAAUUGGUUUGCCCUCACCCUAUGUAAGGGGAUUCUAUAGCCCCCAGUUUCCAUGAAAAAAAAGGAUGCUCAUUGAAUGAAUCUCUACUUAUAUGA